CACCUCCUUCGACAGCCUCAGAAUCCUCACCCACGCCGUCGCAAAUCCCCUGCACCCUUGUCAAAGUUACUUUCAAUAGACGUUGCGUCGGUUCUUGACCUCUACCGACGUGACAGUCUUUGCUACAGACGGUCUCCUUACUUGUCGCUCGCCUACACCCCAUGAACGGCCACCGCGUGUCCUAGUCGACUCCCACCGUCGACCUCCCCGCUUGCCCUGCGCAGUAGCCAUGUCGAGCAACAGAUUGCAGCUGGUAUAUUGGAAUCGGUAGUCAAAUGUCCCACGAUGCUCACAUCACCGCGCGCCAGUUAUGGGGCCAAUUGAGCAGCACCCGCUCUGUGCCUCCUACGGGCACUUCGGCAUGGUGCACGCCUCUGAUUCUACCCAGUGGAGGCGUGCUCGUGUUCGGGAACGACUCAACCACUACCUUGAGCGCCCAAGUCACCUACAAGCAGCCUUGCAAUAAUCCUGACCAGAUCAUCAGCCCGGAUACGACCGGCAACUCCUCUGUCAUCGGCUUUCAGAAUCCUUUCUAUGCCUCCAUCUCUCCUCAAGUCUUUGCCCUCGCUACAGCCACUGUCAUCAGCUAUGUUCUCGUCAUUCUCAUCUUCAUCACCCCGAGGACGUUCUACGUCGGCGGUCCUGGUGGCGGGCCUGGAUUUUUGGGUCGGCGAGGUGCCAUUGGAGGAUCAUAUGGUUCGUCGCCCAUUGUCGGUGUUGGGCGCAGGCCUCUUCUUCAAAAAAUUGCCACGGUGACGGUGGCCAUAUCUUUGACAAUCGCGACCGCCGAUACCUUUCGAGUUGCCGAAGAUCAGUACAACAAGGGCUACAUGGAUUCAUCGCAAUUGGUCGACGAUGUUGUAGACAGUCUCGAAAUUCGCAUCGUUCGCAUCGUAUCGGACACCUUUUUGUGGCUAGCACAGGUACAGACACUUAUUCGGUUAUUUCCCCGACACAAGGAGAAAGUGGCCAUCAAAUGGCUUGGAUUUGUGAUGGUAUCUCUAGACACCAUUUUCAGUAUUCUCGACUCUUUCGUCAGUGGAAGUGGAAAUCCACGGACUAGGCCUCGCAAAUUCCAGGACGCCAUCCCAGCCCUCAAUUACCUGUUCGAAUUAGCAAUCUCUCUCAUUUACGCCUCGUGCGUCAUCUACUAUUGUUUAUCGAAACGCCGCUUCGCCUUCUGGCAUCCGAAAAUGAAGAACAUCUGUCUGGUGGCUGUGAUAUCACUUGUGUCUGUGGUGAUUCCUGUGGUCUUCUUCGUGUUGGACAUUUCCCAGCCUAACUUGGCUGGUUGGGGUGAGUAUAUCCGCUGGGUGGGUGCCGCCGCGGCAAGUGUUGUCGUUUGGGAGUGGGUGGAACGGAUCGAGUCUCUGGAGCGCGAUGAAAGAAAAGAUGGAAUUUUGGGUCGAGAGAUAUUUGACGGAGAUGAAAUGCUAAACAUGACACCUUCGGAAGAUGCGAGCUGGCGAGGUCGCGACGGUAACGAUGGCUCGGAUGGAGGUCUCCAUAAAGGUGUGGUGGAAACUUUUGGCUCUCGAUACAGGCGUAUUCGUAGCCGUCUUCCGCUACGAAAGAGGCGCAAGGCAGCACCACCAGAUGGUAUCACCACAGGAUCUGAUGCGCUCGACUCGAACCACCGGAUGGCAAAUAACGGCCAAGUGAUACAAUCAGAACAAGCAAUCACCCCUCCCAGCAGAAGCGAUACUGGAAGUGCUGCCAGCACGGUCUACGCAAUUCGGUACCACAACUUGACCAGCCCUUCGCCGAACUACCACCAGAAUCUGUCAGAGCCCCCGCAGACGGUCGCUGUGCCUGAGGUGGCCAGAGUCGAAACCCGACAAUCAGAUUCAGAUUCUGGGCCUGCUUCGGCGGACAAGGAGAUCGUCCUGGAGUCGGCCGUUUCCAAAGAUGAGCCGACGGGACGACACAUUUGGCAGGCAAUGCCCAACCCCUUCAAACGAAGGAGAGCUGAACCGCCCGCAGAGGUUGCUGACGCUCAAAUCGCGAGCGGGUUACGCAGGUCACCGAUAGAUCGCCAUAUCAAUUUAAGGAGUCGACUAGGGGCAUUUGCAACAGCUCAAAGGGAUCGUUUCGGCAACCGAGGAAAUGCUCCUGUCGUACCUCUCCCCGUGACUCUCAUUCCAGCACCGAAGAAUAACGACCGGACUUGGUCGCCUGACGACAUAGCUGACGAUAUACCUGGCGAUGGUGCUAUCCCUCCGGCUAAUAUGGGCACCCCGGGGCUGCAGAAUGCUCAAUUCCAGCAGUCUUCUCAGAACCAAGAUCUUCAGCAUAUGGUUGUCAUUCCCGCCCCGUCCCCGGGCCGUACGUGGUCUCCCGACGAUAUGCAGGAAACACCAGGCCAUCCCGCUGAUUCCAGCUUCAGGCGCCCUGACUCUGACGUCGCGGGCACUCCGAGCAGCAGCCCUGUCAGCAAUGUCGUGCGGACGCAAAGGGGUUCACUCAUGAUCAGUGAAUCUGAAAGGCGUGCAAACCGGCUUCAACCGUUGGCGCCGCCUGUUUCCCCGCGGUCCCAUUUGCACGCAACAACGGCUACCACUCGACCUACUGCAGAGAACAGGUCAGGUGCAGGAGAAGCCGGUGUAGCGACUUCGUUGGGCCCACUCACCGAAGAUCGCCAGGGCGAAGAAGACCUCACGGGCGCAGCUGAGGCGCAGACUACGACUAAAGGUCGAGGCUUCCAGGACUCGGAGGGCUUCGAGCCGAUUUCGCGAAAUGAUGUCUCUCCGCCGCAACACGACGGUGAAGCUCCUGCGGAAGAUGGAAGGAAUACUGGGGGAACUGAAGACCGGUCAGGAUGAAAGCAAGCUAGCUCAAAUGAUGUGUAUCUGUUACGGCUUAAAUAUAGCGAAAUUUUACGAACAAAAAUAGACGAUUUAUGCAAGAAUAAUAUUCCUACUUUUCACUCGUA
Messenger RNA from Exophiala oligosperma, 2932 nucleotides. RefSeq lists its product as uncharacterized. The coding region runs from base 276 to 2822 and encodes 848 amino acids. Gene Ontology annotation, cellular component: plasma membrane. The transcript has 2 exons. Gene Ontology annotation, biological process: cellular response to pH. NCBI's taxonomy places the organism in Eukaryota, Fungi, Ascomycota, Eurotiomycetes, Chaetothyriales, Herpotrichiellaceae. The record is from RefSeq and is a predicted model, not a curated record.